UGUCAGAUGUGAAGACCUAACAUCAAACCACGCGUAGUCUGACACAGGCAACCGACACUACGAAUAUCCGACUCGUGUUCGCGGCUGUUAAAGAAACAAUCCUACAGAAUGCUCUGAAAGACUCGGGCAUUCUAUAGAGACGAUUCGGCUCUCUCGACUCGAGGCAUUAUACGCUUUUAGGGCAAGGUUGUCAAAAACCAAACCUGCCACGCUCUGAUCACGGCUUUACGUUCUCUCCUACUAAUCACCACCAUUUCCCUUCCCUUGUCUUUUUCUGUUGUUUUUCUUCAUCCAAUACUCCCUUAUGUUUAGUGGAUAGGCAUCGGCGUUGCGGUGCUAGUCUCAUCUCAGUUCAACAUGUUAGGCGCUGGGUUGGGUCAUACUGGAUCACUGUGGCUAGGUGUCUCCUAUCCUCACAUCCUUUUUGAUUUUUAUUUCUCUUUCAGGCGGGUAUAUUUGGUGUCUUUUUUUAUCUUAUCUUAUUUUAUUCGCUGUUUUCUUUUUCCAACCCUUUUCCUGCUUUUGUUUGGCCUGGGAUUUGAUGAGCAUGUUCUGAAGAAAAAAAAGUUUUAUUUCCCUCGGCUUACUUUUGCAUAUAGCCCGUGCGAGGUUUUUUCUUUUUCUUAUUUCCCCCCUGAUAUCCUUUCCUUUUCUAUACGCAACGGGGGUUUUGUCUUGUCUCAGCUUGUUUCAUCGAUAUUCGACAUUUUUCGCAUCCCGUGGUGGUUUCCCUUUUUGACAGUUGCUUGCAAUUACUGCGAACUAUACCAUUCAAUGUUAGCGUGUUCUUUUCCGCCGAAUGUGUUAUCCAUCGGAUUUUUUCUACCUUAUUAUUCUUGACAUUCUCGCCGUCACUAGCAUGCGUGGUUAUUGGAA
This is a messenger RNA of Aspergillus steynii IBT 23096, 876 nucleotides long. RefSeq lists its product as uncharacterized. The transcript has a single exon. The record is from RefSeq and is a predicted model, not a curated record. Bases 358 to 840 code for a protein of 160 amino acids. Lineage: Eukaryota; Fungi; Ascomycota; Eurotiomycetes; Eurotiales; Aspergillaceae.